Messenger RNA from Bombus pascuorum, 9465 nucleotides. RefSeq names its product putative tyramine receptor 2. Gene Ontology annotation, molecular function: octopamine receptor activity. The transcript has 2 exons. Bases 705 to 1913 code for a protein of 402 amino acids. Gene Ontology annotation, cellular component: membrane. Lineage: Eukaryota; Metazoa; Arthropoda; Insecta; Hymenoptera; Apidae. Gene Ontology annotation, biological process: adenylate cyclase-activating adrenergic receptor signaling pathway. The record is from RefSeq and is a predicted model, not a curated record.
AUGAUGGACGCGUAACGAACACAGGAAGAAAAUUUACCGAGGACACAUAAAUAUCGAGGAAAAUUCUAGAUAUGCCGUGUUUGGCGCCGCGAGAUAUCGGACGAGCGACGAACGGGGCGCGCGUGUUCCAGCUUGCAGCUAUUUUUAUUCAUUAUUCUCGGUCUGUCAGCAGGUGUAUUUGAGCGAAGGGAACAAGAUGGGCGAGAGAAUGAAUCUCCGGCCCGUUUCAAAUAUCGAUCGAAAUGUAACACGCCACGGAAUCUAUUAACGUUUCCCUGGCAAUAUCGCAUUCUCCAUCUUAAAGAACAGAUUGAAUUCCGCGCGAUUCCAGCAGACGAAGCGUGCUUUCAUUUCGCCAUGGAUCAUUGCUUACGAUAAUACGGUUUCCGUGCAACGAAACAACGAAGAAUCGGAACAUGAAAUCGACAGAAAUUAAUCGUACUUUCUUUUUCGAUGUCACAACCGUCUGGUUUUACACGUAGCACCUCUUUCGACAACGCUGGUUUCGAACAUGAAAUUCGAUAAAUUUUGCGAUAUAGAAAAAUUGCUGGCAAACCGAUCCGCAUUGAUAACGAACGAACGCGUUCGUUCGAGUUUAAGGAGCAGGUGGCUCGAAGGAGAAAAUUGGCUACAAGAUUCUAUGAAAAUAGAAAACACGAAGUACGCUAAUUAUAUACCUUCAUAAAGGAAGCAGACUCGACAACAUGAAUUCGAGCGGGGAGUCAGGCGGCACGAUGACCGAAGACUACGAGGUAACAGGCUGCGGGCCGCCGGAAGAGGAAACAGGAUCAAACUUGCCAGUUUGGGAAGCCGCAGCUGCCUCUUUGACACUAGGCUUCCUCGUUCUAACCACGGUACUCGGCAACGCGUUGGUGAUCCUCAGCGUGUUCACCUACAGACCUCUGAGAAUCGUUCAGAACUUCUUCAUCGUUUCGCUGGCGGUGGCCGAUCUCGCGGUCGCCAUCUUAGUGAUGCCUUUCAACGUCGCCUAUCUUCUUCUGGGCAAGUGGAUCUUCGGUAUACACCUUUGUAAAUUGUGGUUAACCUGCGACGUGCUCUGUUGCACCGCAAGUAUACUGAAUCUGUGCGCGAUCGCGCUCGAUCGUUACUGGGCGAUCACCGAUCCUAUCAAUUACGCGCAGAAACGAACGCUGAAGAGAGUUCUAGCGACGAUAGCGGGCGUGUGGAUAUUGUCCGGUGCGAUCAGUUCGCCGCCUUUGGCUGGUUGGAACGACUGGCCGGAAGAAUUGGAGCCAGGGACACCGUGUCAGUUGACCAGAAGACAGGGCUACGUGGUUUACUCGUCGUUAGGCUCCUUCUUUAUUCCUCUGUUAGUGAUGAGCCUGGUGUAUCUCGAGAUCUUCCUAGCAACGAGAAGAAGACUGAGAGAACGGGCCAGGCAAAGUAGAAUAAACGCCGUGCAAUCGACCAGACAUCGCGAGGUAGACGACGCGGAAGAGUCUGUCAGUUCGGAAACCAACCAUAACGAAAGAUCGACGCCUCGAUCGCACGCCAAACCAUCGUUGAUCGACGACGAACCGACCGAGGUAACGAUAGGAGGUGGCGGCACAGUGACCACGUCCUCCUCCAGGAGGACAACCGGUGGCCGAGCACCGGCGACAACCACCACCGUGUAUCAAUUCAUCGAGGAACGACAAAGAAUCUCGUUGUCGAAGGAGAGACGAGCCGCGAGGACGCUGGGCGUGAUCAUGGGCGUUUUCGUCGUCUGCUGGCUACCGUUCUUCCUCAUGUACGUGAUCGUACCGUUCUGUCCGGCGUGUUGUCCAUCGGACCGGAUGGUCUACUUCAUCACGUGGCUCGGUUACGUGAACAGCGCGCUCAAUCCGCUCAUCUACACGAUCUUCAAUCUCGACUAUAGAAGAGCGUUCAGGAGGCUGCUACGCAUUCGUUGAACCACGAACCGGCUGCUUAGUUCUAUUCCGAGACUGUGAGAGACAUUGCCGUUCGUUCUCGUUGCCGUUACGCUCGCCGGGUGCACCGCGAACGACGGCGAAACUUCGACCCGCUUGAGAUUGAUCGUCGAGCAAGACGACAACAACCACGCGAACAUCGCAGUUCGACUGGAGUUUUUCGGGACCGAGAUCGAGGACGACGAAUACGCUACCACGAUCGUUGUUUCGCGCCACGACACGGUAUAUGGCUUCGCGGUUCCACGAUGCGACGAGGUCGUGGAAAAAUUUGAACGAAAACGUGUUUCGCGUUUGCUGGGUGAAAAUCUAUCGGUACAUAGCGCGAACGACGAUAUGUCGCGACGCCCGUGCACAAUUUACGGACGUUAGAUGAAUUUUCAGUGGCGAGAACGUCGAUUUUACCGGGACGAGAUAACGAGAGCGAAGCAAACUGCGAGUUCGAAUCGCGCGGCAUAGAUUAAGCGACCAAACGGCGAGCGCGAUAGUCUAAUUUACCGACGAUAUUCUCGCAAAAGGUCGUUUCAUUAAAGUUGUUCCAUUAAUUCUGCAAAGCGAGCGAGGGAAGAAGGCGCGCGGAUAAGGAAUCUUAAGGAAAUGAAAUCUCCAAGCUGGAUCGUCUCGCGAUCGUUCGUUCCCUUCGUUGGGCGUCGUUACUUGGGUGCUUUAAGUCGUAGAAUAAACUCGCAGUGGACCUUCGUUUCGCGAACAAUCGCAGCAGGAAACGAAUUCGAUCCGUUCAACGUUCGUUCGAUCGGUCGGUCGGGCUCGUCCAAACAGGUAGUCGAUUCAGUCCGAUGCAUUGAAUAGGCAACGUUUUCAAGUAGUACGAGUCGCGCGCAGAUUCGACCACGCCAUCGAGUCGAUCGUUCCAUUUUCUAUCGAGCCUCGUAAAAUAUCGCUCCCCUGGGAACGGAAGAAUUUCAAGAUGCCCGAUGAAUCGAUGGGAAUACGAGCCUUUCGAAUUUUCUCUUCGCGCAGCUUUCCAGCUUUUUUCUCGCGAUACUCGCGGAUAAAGAGUUGACGUUCGUUUCGUAUACGUUUUCGCCUCUCCUUUUCUCCAAUUCGAUCGAGUUUUAGAAUAAUACGAGAGACGGUGGAAACGACGGAUCGGGCGAUGACGCGUCGAUGAGAAUCGAAACACGGCCAGUGCGUUCUUCUCGUUUGCCGAUCUCAAAGAGAUUCGCGUUUACGAGUAGGAAUUUUCUACGAAAUCGACCAAGACUCCAGUUAAGACGUUUAGAAGAUAGAAUAUACGUAUCCUAGGGUGGUAAUGUAACUCGCUUACCGAAUGAGAUCGUGCACAAGGCGGAUACAACCCGUUCGAGAUUCUCUAGCGCUCUUUUAAUAGCAAAAAACGAGCGGCGAUUAAUUCGCGGAACAAUAGACACGGUUACCUUCCUCUUGGCCGAUGAUCGUUCUCUUAAAUAGUCCUCGUAAAAAGAACGUUUUGUUUAAAGUCAGCUGCUUCGCUUCGUCCACGUUCAACCUUGCAUUCUUCAAAGAAUCUUCUGGACAAAGUGUCGCCGAGACUACUGAAUUCAUGGUCGGACAGCCAAUUGAAAAUAUCUCGGGACUCGACAGUUGCAACCGAAUCGAAGUUGGACUUUUUUUUUUUAACUACGUCUUUAAUUAGAUAAGCAAUUUUAAAUUAUCAAGUUGAGGUAAUUCUUUGUAUCGGUGAUGGUUUGCUAUUAAUUUCGAAAGGAAGCGUUCGAAAUGAUCGAACAGGUUAAUUUUUGUACCGAUAGAAAAAUCUCGCACAUAUAUCCGUAGAAUCGAGAACGGGGUAUGUGAUGGACGAGUGGAGCUCGUUAGCCGAGUCGUUGUAACGAGAUCAACGUGGUUGAUUGUUGUCGAUUUUUCUUGGAGCGUGGUCGAGGUUUCGAGGAAAAACUUUCACUGGAGCAUCGAUCCUCCCUGGAGGAGAAAAAACGAAGAGUAAAGACUUUGGUAUUUUCUUGGCAACGAUAACGAGCGAGAGAUGUCGCGUAUUCUUAAAUGUGCGGUAGACGUUACUCACUCCGUUCGUUAUUAAUCGCAAGUGUUAUGGUUGUGAAUAUCGAUAACGAAAGAAAGAAUCCAAGUGCGAGAAGAAAAAGGUUACCGUUGAAAGAGAAGAAGGAAAAAGGUGAAAAAAGCGUCGAUUCGCUAUCGACGAAGACGUCGUCGAUUCGACGCGAAAUUACGUUCGUAACACGUAUAGACGCGCCAAAGGAAGGAAUUAUGCGACGCGAGUAGGAGAAUGUUGCGACGGUCUGCAUGUGUCUGUGUAUAAAAAUUAUAUGUAUGUCACCUCCAGUCUUCUUUCCACGAGCAGCGAUAACGAGCACACGAAACGGAAGCGCUCGUACGCGAAGGAAAUCGAAAAAGUUGCCUCUUCGUGCCUCAACGUUCGCCGGUCCUUUAAUUAAGUAAAAGCUCUGGCGCUCGUCGAGCGCGAAAAAGAAAGCCUCGUAUACUAGAUACAUAUCGAUGGCUCGGACAGUAUAAAAUAACGAUACGCGAUCGUUUACCGAGCACACCGAUUCGUGGUAUAAUAAUACAAUGGUGCGCGCGAAUCAGUUCGUUAAUAGGACACGGGGAACAACGCGCGCCGCUGAUGAAACACGGCAUAACGUACCGUCGUAUCGGCGAAUGAUUGAAGCGCGAGGAGUUAAAUUAAAACGAGUCGUUACCGAUCAACGAGGGAACAGGUGACACGUUUGCUGUCCCCUCGAGUGUCGCGCCAAAUCGAAUAAAGUAACGCGAAAGUUAAAAAGGUAUAGAACGAAGGGAAAAAGAUUAAAAAGAAAAAAAAAAGAAAGAAAGAAGAGAGAAAAACACAUGGCAAAAAAGAAAAGCAUUAGCGGGGGACGUAUGGUAGGUUACUGGUGUGAAAGGAGAUCGCGCGAAAGGCUGGUUAAUUCAAAAAACUCGACCUCGUCACCAGGGCGCUCUAUAAUAAGGUUGUGAUAAGGUUGUGAGAACACGUUCGUAGCCGUGCUACGAACGCUACAAGAUUUUUAAUUAUUAGGAUAGACAAAUGAAUAUUACUUUAUUCGUGGCACUGUCCAAACGCGGCACGAAUUCCUAUCCAAGAGCGAAUUAAGCGCGACUUUUCAACAGUUUUAAUUGGACGUUGAAUCCGAUCCCAGAUCUGCGUUUCUUUAAUCCUUUGCAUGGAUUUCCCUACGUUCCCGUUUCUUGCUUCGCUCUCUUCGCUUUGUUCUCUCCGUGUCAUCCGAUCGUCGUCAAGGUUACAGUCUUCUCUCCGUUCUCUUCCUCGCUUUUAAAAAUCACGAAUGUUUUCUUUCUCCUCUUCCGACUCUCUCUUUUUCUCUGUCUCGCGCUUUCUUUUCUUCCUUUUUUUUUUUUUGUUUUUUUUUAUUUUAUUUUAUACGCGUUUGUCUUUUUUACGAGAAUAGAUUCCGGUAACGCGACAGUGAAUAUUACGAGAAGCUGACUCGAUUUACAGCAAAACUGGACUUCGCAUUCUCUCCAAGUGCUCGUAAAACGCAAGCUAUAUCGCUCCCCUUCCAUCCCUGUUAAACUCGGAAACGACGAGUCAGACUCGGUUAUCGCAAAUUUUCUCCAUUACCACUUUCACGUCGAUCGCGUACAUUCGAAUCGUUGACCAGACGAAGAGCGAAUUUCGCGAGCCACUGGUCACCGAUGAGACCGUUGUUCCUUUGCUUUCUCUAAUCAGCUAUUCCGAGACAAUUGCUCGCUGCUACGUUAUUUCGACGAGAUCGCCUCCUCUCUUCUCUCGUUAGCUACCUCAUUUAUGCAAGCCUCCGCAUUAUCUUUUUAAUACCAGCGAUAUUAUCUCGCUUAUGAUUCUCUUUUCCAACGGAAUGUUCGACGGUAGAGCAACACGUGUUACAACGCGUUCGCAUUUAAAAACUGCCGGCGAUCAAUGCGCGAUACCCGCAUCGUAAAAAAGAGCCAUGGGAAAUUUGUUCGCUGGUCGAUCCUUCUAUCGUUCGCUGUUCCAUCGAAGAAGAACGAAAGAAAUAUGCCAAACGAGAGACGCGAGCAAAAAAAAAACAAAUAAAAAACAUGAGAAUUGAAAAAAAAAAAGUACAUUUUAUACAGCGUCCGGAAAAUCGUAUUUCCUGACUGACUGAUGCGUACGGGACGUGUUUUAUUUUUCACGGAAGGACGCGUUUUCACCGGUUAUUUUUUCUUUUUUCUUCUCUUUUUUUUUUUUUUUUUUUUUUUUUUUUGAUUGCACGAAACGUUCGUUGCACGAAAUACACGCGUGCCACGAGCAAACGUGGCUAGAAUUAGCGUAAUUACGCGUUGUUGGGCAAUUAGAAAAUUGUUUCGAACAAUAUCUACCCGUACCAAUCGAUUCGUUCUCGUCCGUUUCCAUUUGUUCCUUCGUGUCCUGGCAGUUUGCGUGCCCUUUUACGCUUGUUUCACUGAUAGUCCGCGACAGGUGCGACGAAUGGUACACUCUCUUCGCUGUCUUGUCGAACAACCGAACUGCGCCCAUAGAAUUUCAAAUUACUCGAUCCCGUAAUUUCUCUUCCUAUUUUCUUUUUCUUCGCCCGUUCCUUUCCUGAACGUUUCACCAGAAUUAUUCCAUCUCGAAACGACGAUGGCCAAACGAAAUCAGUUUCAUUUCAACGUUUUCGUCCCAGUCCUGUCGACUAAUUCGACGCAAACGGUGUGUUUCUUUCGUCGGUCGAAGGAAUUGGAGUCCGUCCCCUCGAUAAUACUUUCGAUCUCGAAACUUUUUACGUACGUAUAUAUACGUUGCGAUUACUUUCCAGAAUCUACACGGAUGCGUAACGUACCGUUUAGACGAGAGGCGAUCGUCUUCUCGGGGGAAAGCGAUCGAGGUCGUAAGAUUUUGCUCGUCGUAAGAUCUCGCCGAUCGUUCUUGGAUGGGAAGUUCGGCAGUGCGUAGAAAUAUUAUUGUACUACAUGAUAUAUUACAUUAAAGCAUUGCAUUUACUUAUACAUCGGUAUCAGCAGAUUGAUUUUCGAGAAACGUAUCACGGAUCGACGCGCAGGAUAAAUUCCUUCGUCCAUUUCUCUUUCUUCUAUGUCUCUUUUCACCAUUGACCUCUUUCCUCUUUGCCGAUCGUAUGCUUUGUAAAAUCGACCAGCAUACGGAUAUUUUUAAGAAAUUCUGUCCGACUCGCGGCUUUUUUCCGCGACUGUUUUUUAUACGUUCGCCACACGAAAACAAGCUGCAAAUUGAUCCGCGAUAUUCCAUGACGAUCUUAUAUAUAUAUAUAUAUAUAUAUACAUAUGAAUUAUUACAUAAAAUUGGGCCUGGUUGCCCGAUCGAGAGAAACACUACGCUAGAUACGUAUAACAUAUACAUAAAUAUAUUAUAUAUAUACAUAUACACAUCUAGUUAUUAAACUAAUACUCCAUUGGUUGUGAUUUACAAGUAUAGCAAUACAGCUCGAGUCCGGCGAACCGAUUCGCGCCAUGGAGCUUCUCUCUCCGAACGAAUUUAUUACAUUAAACGCGUGUCCCGGUGGAGCGAAUUUUUCGAGGAUGUUUAACGUCGAGCGUAAUUUCACAGACUUGUCUCCUAAUUUAAACCCGUGUUCGCAGUUUAAAAGUAGCCGGUAAACCAUCCAAGUAAUUUAAGACUACACCCGCGUCGUUUAACGAUAGCCAUUCGUCUCGUACGUUUUGUGCAUUUGUCACCUGUAAAUCCGUUACAACGGAAAAUAGAAAAAUUCGUACGCUCGAAAAGCAUGCACACCGUUCGUUAUGCCGCGAAUAACAUUAUAACGGAAACAUCGCGUACUCUAAAUCAACGGAUUUUUAUCUGGCCUCCCGAUGUUAAUUAAAUAUUCACGAGGACACGCUGAUGAAAUAAAAUCGUUGACGAAGUUAGCCCACCCUCCCGCCGCGUUUCAAGCGUGUUCGUUUGCAUAUAAAAAUUUCAAAAAUACCUCGAAACCUGGUUCUUGCUCUUUCGAUCACCGUUCCCGCGACAAGCUUGCUUUCGAAUUCGCUUGUUAAAUUCUCGUAAACCCGUUCGUUGCGGCUCGAUUGUCGCGCAAAUGUUCCUGGCAAACGGAGAAGUAGCCGAAACUCGAGCAUAGCGACCAAUCGAGUCCUUCAAACGCGCUUACCGAAUAAUCGGCAACCUCUGCGUACGCGCGUGCUUUGAUCAAUGUCACUACCGCGAAAGUUUUAACGAACUUGAACCAUCACAUUCGUCGAUACGAAUAAACGAUGAAUUUCGAUCGUACGACGAGUCGCAUCUAGUUUUAUUUAAGACGAAGGGCAGAGGAGAAAAGGCUCCGAUCGCGCCCCGGAAGCGCGGACCAUCGAGCGUUCGUGCGAGCCUGCCGCUUGAGUGUGUAAAUAUUCAAACAAUAUCGGCGAAAAAGAUAGCAAAAAAUGCAUUCGUGUACGUGUACGACUAGUAUGUGGAGCGUAGCGUGAAUGGUAAAUCGAUCGAAGCGAUCGUCGAUCGUCUUCUCCAACGUGGGCAACCUUGUUAAACCGGAAGCGGAAAAAUCACUGUCGAUGCAUCGGAGGACGCACGAAAUUUCCACACGGAUCCAGCGUGGCGAUUUUUUAAACGUUUCGCGUAUAUUCGAUCUUCGUUAUUGGCGCGCAUUCGCGACUUUGAAAAAGUAGAAGAAACGGAAUAAAAUAAAAGGAAAAAGCGGAGAAGAGACACACAGAGUGGGAAUUUUCAAGCUCGUACGAGAUUCGUUACUUUCGGACCGAAUACGCCUCUCUGUGUCAUCCACGAAGCCCCAAUAUCGCAAAGUGCCCUUCCCGGUGAAUCACUUUAAUUAUUUUCAAGCCGGAAGACCCGCGUAUCUAAUUUCCAUAUUUCGUAUUUCGCGUUUCACGUGGAUUAACCCUGCACCACCACCACCGCCAUCGCCGAAGUGGCGUAUAGACAGCUCGACUAUACGAUUCUCGUCCAAUUUCACGACCUUUAAGCUUCGUUUGGACGCGCGAUCCUUGAACAAACACGCGAAAUGCGUCGGAUCUAACCAGAUUUGCUAGAAAACUUUGUUCACGGUCUCUUUCCUUUAUAUUUCUUUUCUUUCUUUUUACCACAGACGUCGUUCUCUCCGGUUAAAUUCCAUCGGACAACAAUUAUUUCGUCAAUAGUCGACUUAUUUAUUCGCGCGAUUCUUCGUUAUUCGCGCAUUGCAACGUUCCUGUUUCAUAGGAAAUGGUGCGACCAAUCAUUUCUGCUAUAUCUCCGCAUCGGAAUAUCCGUGUCAUAAUUAUUCCGAGGAUAAACGCGUUACAUUUCCAUAGCAAUAUUUUUAAUCGCUGAAAUACGCAAGGUUUAAUUACACGGAAAUUAUGCGCGACAAUUUUUUUAAAAGAUCGUACGUGGAUAAUAGGGGGGAAAAAUAGGCGAAACACGGUUGUUAUCGUUGUCCGUUACGAACGGUUCUUGACUCGGGAUUUUCGUGCGUCCGCCGUGUGAAUGAAAAAUGAGGAAGAAAUAAAAAAAGAUACGGAACAAAAAAUAUGUAUAUAUAUACACAAAAACACACGCACACACACGCAUACCAGUAUAUACCAGUAAAAUGUGGAAACCCUU